AUGAAACCACCAACCCAAGACCAGCAAGCCCUGCUGGACGAGGUAGCAGACCUCGAAAGACGACUACAAGAUGCAAAGGCCCGGCUGAACCCAGGUGCCGUAGUUGCAACUCCCCCUUUCUCGCCACUUCCCAAUGCCGGCCCAUCCCCGCCUGUACCCUCCUUCUCCCCCGCCGAACAAGACGCUGCCCUGCAUGCCCUCCUCUUGCUCGCCGACUCGGCCCUGCCACUAGGGUCUUUUGCUUUUAGCAGCGGCUUAGAGUCGUAUCUCGCGCACCAUAAGCCAGCGACGCCCUCGGCGUCACAGCUGCCGGCCUUUAACACGUUCCUCCGCCUCUCGCUAUCAACGCUCGCCAGCACGUCACUCCCAUACGUAUUUGCCGGGUAUCGCGACUCAAAAGAGAUUGAAACUCUGGAUAAUGACUUUGAUGCGAGCACACCGUGUACUGUGGCACGACGGGCUAGCAUAGCACAGGGCCGGGCGCUGCUUGCUGUUUGGGAUCGAAGCUUCCGAGCGCAGUACAAUAGCACCGAGCAACACACGCGUGAGCACAGCUUGAAUGGCGUAGCAGGCAAGAAUAUAGCUGUCGAAGCGCUUGCAUCCUUUUCUGUCGCCCUCCGCACGUCGGAGCACAUAAACGCCCACCUUGCCCCGCUAUGGGGCCUCAUCACCCGCAUUCUGCAUGUUCCACUGCAGCAAGCUGCCUAUCUGUUUCUGUUUUCCCAUGCGAGGACAGUGGUCAGCGCUGCUGUGAGAGCUAGUGUCAUGGGCCCUUAUCAGGCGCAAGCGGUGCUGGCGAGUGCAGAGCUGCAAGAGAGGAUUCGCGGGCUGGUUGACGAAGGCUGGGAUAAGACAGUCGAGGAUGCAGGCCAGAGUGUGCCAGUCAUGGACCUUUGGGUUGGUAGACACGAGAAAUUAUAUUCGAGAAUCUUUAAUUCAUGA
Bipolaris zeicola 26-R-13 is the source of this 942-nucleotide messenger RNA. RefSeq lists its product as uncharacterized. The transcript has a single exon. Bases 1 to 942 code for a protein of 313 amino acids. The record is from RefSeq and is a predicted model, not a curated record. NCBI's taxonomy places the organism in Eukaryota, Fungi, Ascomycota, Dothideomycetes, Pleosporales, Pleosporaceae. Gene Ontology annotation, molecular function: nickel cation binding.